Messenger RNA from Psilocybe cubensis, 1149 nucleotides. RefSeq lists its product as uncharacterized. The record is from RefSeq and is a predicted model, not a curated record. The coding region runs from base 1 to 1149 and encodes 382 amino acids. NCBI's taxonomy places the organism in Eukaryota, Fungi, Basidiomycota, Agaricomycetes, Agaricales, Agrocybaceae. The transcript is spliced from 8 exons.
AUGUUUCAGCGACAAACACCCUACCGCAAAGAGCAAGACACCAGAGUCAAUCCAUUUCCUUUGCCGUCUCACAAAACCUCGUGGACCCAAACGGCCUCCAAUACUCAACCAACCACCGGCCGCACCAUCAACCCCGUAUCGCAGCCGGCCGCACAAAAUGCGAAUACCACGCCGGUGACCAUGUCACCACCGCGGCCAUCUCUUGAACCCCCACAACGGUCCUGGAAUAAAGUGUUGACAGCAGGGACUCAGAUUUUUGGAACAAGACCUCGUGCAAACACCUCCUCAUCGAAUCACAGUCGUUCCUAUAGCGCAGCAGACGCAACAAAUGGAACAUUACCUUGUAGUCGACCACCAUCAUACAACAAUACUCCGCCCUCUGAUACUGCAGCAACCUAUACCUUCUCUCAAAUAAACACCAGCAACGCAAUGCUUGUCGUCCCACGCCAUACUUCUGGCGAAACGAGUCCGAUUUAUUAUAUUUCCGUCGGAUAUGACCCUUUCCUUCCGACAUGUAUGAUGACAUCUAUAUUCAGAGGGUCGAACGAUCAAGGCGCUUACGUCGGUUCUUUUCACACAACAUUGCUCGAACGGGACAAUUCCGGUCAAGCAAUAUCUAUCCGGGGGGUGGAAGGCAAGCAAUCAGACGUAUUCAGAAAGGGUUCAAAGAAGAAAAGCGGCAAUAACCAAACUUUCGAAUGGGGCGGGAAAGAUAUCACUCAAACACGUUUGCAGUGGACAUGCCCGGACUGGCCUGCCCCAGGGACCUUCACGUGUCGCAACUCCCUCGAUAACCGCGUUCUUUUCGAUCCUGCUCUUAGAACGCCGGCGAUUGUCACUGCUUUCCAUGUCUUCAUCCGAUACAACACCCCACAAUCAAUUGAACAAGAAUGCCUUAUAGGCGACGGCGUAGAGAUCAAGAUGGUGGAUUUGGGAGGGGAACUGUCGACCAUCACUCUUCGCCUCUCGUACGGACCGCCACACACGUCAAUAGGACGCAAUUUUGCCAAGAAGCCCAGUAUUAUUUGCACCGUGACUCCGACUGAGGUAUCGCCGGGGUUGUGUAUCACCGGCCAGAAAGAAGCAAGUAUCGCUGUCUUUGCAGUCUGCCAAAUUGCGACGAAAAAUUUGAUCAUCAUCGUCAUCUAA